Sarcophilus harrisii (Tasmanian devil) is the source of this 1827-nucleotide messenger RNA. RefSeq names its product C-C chemokine receptor type 1-like. Lineage: Eukaryota; Metazoa; Chordata; Mammalia; Dasyuromorphia; Dasyuridae. Gene Ontology annotation, biological process: chemotaxis; inflammatory response; immune response. The transcript is spliced from 2 exons. The record is from RefSeq and is a predicted model, not a curated record. Gene Ontology annotation, molecular function: chemokine (C-C motif) ligand 7 binding; chemokine (C-C motif) ligand 5 binding; C-C chemokine receptor activity. Bases 459 to 1526 code for a protein of 355 amino acids. Gene Ontology annotation, cellular component: membrane; cytoplasm.
CCAGAUACAUAUCUGAAAAUAACUGCUUGUGCUAGUAACUCUUCUGUCCUGUCCAAUCCCAUGUUCACUGGCUAAUAUGAUUUAUGCUCAUUUCCUAGAACCCUAGAACCCUUUGAUCUCCCCACUAUCCCACAACUACAGCUGCCACCAUAGACUUUUUUUUUUUUUUUGCUAGAUAAGGAAAAUUAAGACAUGUUCAAAAGAAUUAUCUGGGCAUUUCUGCUCUGUAAACCCUUCAGAGUGUUGGUGUUCACUGUGUGCCUGUGACGAGGGAGCUCCUGAAGAGAUGAAGUAAAGGGCAGCACCCAGUUAUUUCUUAUUCUGAAAACUUAUCAGAUCCCCUAAAGCCCAAUUUCUCUUGCUCAAGAACUGGGUGUUUCCUUCUCAGACAGAAUCUUCAGACUAGGAAGAAGACUUAAUUGGCCGGGAGAAGAGCCCGGUGAACCAGGCAGUCCAGGAUGAGCACGACUACAUGGCCACUGGAUCUCACUACACUUGAAUUUAACUAUGACUAUGCCGCCUCUCCAUGUUACAAACAUGACAUCAAAAACCUGACCGCCAAGUUUGUGCCUUUUCUGUACUUGAUGGUGUUCAUCAUCGGCCUGCUGGGCAAUUCCACAGUAGUGCUGAUCCUCACGAAGUACAAGAGACUCAAAACCAUGACCAACAUCUACCUUCUCAACCUGGCCAUCUCGGAUCUGCUUUUCCUCAUUACGCUUCCAUUCUGGAUUCACUACGAUUUGCAAAAGCAUUGGGUCUUGGGAGAUGCCAUGUGUAAACUCCUUUCGGGGUUGUAUUAUGUGGGCUUAUACAGUGAAAUCUUCUUCAUCGUCCUGUUGACUAUUGAUAGAUAUCUGGCCAUCGUCCAUGCAGUGUUUGCCAUAAGGAUCAGGAAGGUGGUCCCCAGCAUCCUGACCAGCAUCUUUACCUGGGUCCUGGCUUUCUUGUUCUCUCUUCCUGAAAUUGUCUUCACUAGAUCUCAGAAUGAGAACAAUGAUCAUACCUGCAGUCUUCAUUUCCCACAUGACACUAUGGGAAAAUGGAAACAGUUCCACGCUUUGAAACUGAACUUCCUGGGAUUCAUUUUGCCCCUGCUGACCAUGAUCAUCUGCUACACGGGAAUUAUAAAAAUACUGCUUAGACGGAAGAGUGAGAGGAAAUGGAGAGUGGUCAAACUGAUUUUUAUCAUCAUGAUCAUCUUCUUCCUCUUUUGGAUACCCUAUAAUCUCACAAUGCUCGUUGCUGCUUUCCAGAAUUUCUUUUUCAAUCCGGAUUGUGAAAAUAGCAAACAGUUGGAUGUGGCCAUAAAAGUGACCGAAGUCAUUGCCUUCACACACUGUUGUGUCAACCCUGUGAUCUAUGCCUUUGCUGGAGAGCGGUUUCAGAAAUACCUCUCUCAUUUUGUCCGCAAUCACAUUGCAGUGCACCUGUGCAAGUAUGUCCCAUCCUUCUUGAGGGACAGGCAAGAGAGAGUUAGUUCUAUCUCUCCAUCUACUGGGGAACAUGAACUCAUGAUUGAGUUUUAGAUCAUUUCCUAGGAGGGUGCUCAUGGGCAUUAAUAUUUACUUAGCUGGAAUGGGAAAUUAAGAGUCAAUUCACUGAUCCUCAGGUUAAACUUCUCAGAUGGAACAGAAAGUUAAUACUCCAGUGGGAAGUGAGAUGGUUGGGAAAUUAGGACCCUGGGCCCUCCCCAAACUCAAGUAUUCAGACCAUAAGGGCAGAUCUCUUUGCAAAGUUGCUCAGUAGUCACAGAGCAUUGUAGUAAUAAAUAGAAGUGAAUGUAAUUUAUUUUCUUUUGAGAUUUACUAAUAAAAGUUUGUGCAUCUU